Sparassis crispa is the source of this 882-nucleotide messenger RNA. RefSeq lists its product as hypothetical. Bases 1 to 882 code for a protein of 293 amino acids. The record is from RefSeq and is a predicted model, not a curated record. Lineage: Eukaryota; Fungi; Basidiomycota; Agaricomycetes; Polyporales; Sparassidaceae. The transcript has a single exon.
AUGGACCUCCUCAGUCUGAACGACGAUAUCCUCUCCCUCAUAGCAGCUCUUCUGUCUUCAAGAGACGCGCUUUCUUUGUCUCGCACAAGCAGGAAAGUCCAUGUGAUGGCGAAGCGACACGCUCUCUCGACGGUCGAACUCACUUCCUCGGGUCAACUCGCAGCCUUUUGCACAUAUAUGCUCUGUGAUGUGUCGACUCACUUACUGUGUCUGCGAAGCCUGAAGGUGACCCUGUCUGCGGUUGGAGUGGAAGAUGAGGGAAUGAUCGACUAUGCCAGCUUCAACAGCGCGUCUCUGCUUGCGGCACUUAUCGGACAGGCAUCUCGUCUCAGAUGCCUUUCGAUUAGCUGCUUAGAUGAGCUCAUAAAAACCGAACCUCAUAUUGGGGCUGCUGUUGCUUCUCUUCCUAACCUCGAGAAGCUUGAACUGCAUGAAGUUGGUGCACGCGCACUCGACGUAGUGAGGAGGCUGCGGAGCAGGCCCCGCGUACUUAGCCUGCACUACUACGGUAGCAAAAUCAACUCGAAUCCAAUCUCCUAUACCCUUCGCAAUCUUCAAAACCUACAGAUCGUCCGCCUCUCGGGUAUCGUCUGGCCAGAGGAAGAUAGUGCACCCGUCUGGACUAAGCCAUGGCUCGGCGUCCGUGAACUCCAGGUGAUGUACAGUGAAGCUCCCAUGACGGAAUUCGUCCGCGCAUUUCCCAAUGUUCGCAAGCUCAGUAUUCGGGGAUUGUAUAGAAUCUAUGACCACGUUCAAGAGCCGUUGUGCUGGCAUAGCUUGGAUUUCAUCCAUAUCUACCAGUAUGACGAUCUUGCUCGCUGGAAGAUAACUUGUCCCGUCUUUUGGCUGCGGUACGAGCAGUUCGGGACGUAUCCACAGUAG